This is a messenger RNA of Durusdinium trenchii, 1797 nucleotides long. The record is from the annotation of a GenBank genome assembly. Lineage: Eukaryota; Dinophyceae; Suessiales; Symbiodiniaceae.
AUGCUUCGCUCCAUUGGACUGUGGCUGGCCAUUUCUGGCACCACAUGUCAAAUCAUCACGGACCACACCUGUGCUGAUGCUGACACCAACCGCAGCAGGAGCUUCCCACCCCGUGGCCUCGCCCCACCCGCCGUGGCGCAGUGGUUCCGGGAGGCCUUGCCGCCGCGCUGGUCCGGUCGACCUCUCGACUCCACGGCGCGGGAGCGGCAACUGGCGCGCUGGUCGGCUGCGGAGUAUAUGGCAGCCAGAAAGAAGGGAGAGGUGUCUUGUGAGGAAUAUGUGAGCUCCUUGGUGAAGCGAGCCAAGCACUACCGAGAGAUGAAUCAAUUCAUGAAUUGGGACAACGAUCCUCAUUGGACUGAGCGAGUGCUGGACCAUGCACGCAGGUUGGACGCCCAGGCGGCCCAGCAGGGCAUUGACACCCUGGCGCCGCUGUAUGGCUUGCCGCUGCCCAUGAAGGGGACCAUGGCCACGAAGGAGUUCAUCAGUUCGGCGGGGAGCGGCGUGCUGCAUCACCGGCGCGCCCGGGAGGAUGCCGAGUUUGUGAAGCUGGUCGUGUCCAAGCAUGGCAUCGUCUUUGGAAAGACCAAUGUUCCGGAUUUCGCGGCAUCCUUAUUGACUUGCAACUAUGCCAACGGCUGCACCUUGAAUCCCCACGCUCCGCUCCUCACCUCCGGCGGCUCCUCCGGCGGCGCGGGCUCCGCUGUGGCGUCCUACCUGGCGCCCGUGGCCGUCAGCGAGGACACGGGCGGCUCCACGCGGUCGCCGGCCUUCUCCAACGGGAUCUUUGGCUAUGACCCCACACGCGGACACUAUCCCAACGCGGGAAAUCCAGGAAUGUCUUUGAUCCUGGACCAGUUGGGUUUGAAUGCCCGAAGUCUGAAGGAUCUCGUUGCCCUUGAUGGUGCCUUGUGCGACUACGAUCCGAGCAGCGUGCCGGAGAAGAAGAUUCAGGACCUACGGAUCGGAGUUCCCAUCUAUCCCUUCGUGGAGGCCUAUGUGCCUUCCGGUGGGGACAACCCCUGGGGCUUUGCCGAGUACCCAACGGCCUGGGUGCCUUCCAGGGAGAUCUUGGCCAAGUACGAGGCGGCCAAGGUGGCAUUGAGGGCUGCUGGGGCGCAGGUUGUGGAGAAGGAGUGGCCCAGCGAGGAGGGUACGAAUGUCUUGGCCAAGGCGUUUUUUCCUGAUGAAGAUGGCCGGGAGGCGGUGAGCCCCUACUAUCACAGCUUUGGCACCUUCAGUGGGCAGGUAGCUCAAUGGAUUCAUGACUACUUGGGCGCGGAUGACGUCAGCAUCGCGGACGUGAUCGCGCACGCGCGGAGUGCGGGGCUGGGGCACACACCGGGGCGCUUCAUGGAGCUCGAGCUGGAUGAGACCAAGUUCAGCUUCAUCUUGCAGGAGCUGCGCUUGGCGGGGCAGGCGGCCUGGAAUCGACUCUUUGAUCAGGAAGACUUGGAUCUCAUUUUGGUGCCAGGAUUUCUGCACGUCCCGACGUACGACUGCGUGGCCUCAUCCACCUGCGAACAUCAAGUGAAGAACCUGACCAGCGGAGAAAUACGAUCCAGUGCGGAAUUUUCCUCGCUGCACCAGAUCUUCAUGCAUUCCUUGUCCAUGAAGCACAUCCCCUUGCCGAAGAUGAUGAUCCCAGCGGGUCUGGACGCGAGCCAACAUCCCGUUGGACUGCAGAUGAUGGGCCGUGCCGGGCCAAAGGGUACCGUGGGGCUGGGCUAUUCCUAUGAUGCUGAAGCACUGAAGACAGUGGCUUGGGAUAGAAAAGGCAGUUCAGGUGGCCUAUGA